AAACAUUUUAGCAAUCCAAUCCGCCGGGUCAGCAAAAUCUAACUUUAAUUUAGACUUGGCAUCGUGCCAAAAGGAAAACAGUGCUGGAAACGCAUGUUCGGAUAAACAAUUUAAAAAAACGAGCAGUGCUUGAAAGUUUCCAUCAUGGAGAUGACACAGGACGUGAAGAAGCAAUUGAUGGCUUUGGCCGGAAUGACUGACGAAUCCGAGUUUGAAAAGUUCGUCAAGGACAUGGUUCCGGAAGCCGAAAAUACCAUCAAGCAACAAAACCGGCACAGCCCGUUUCAACUCCAUUACAUCAAAAUGCUCACAACCAUCGAAUCCAAAGGCUUGGAUGAAUUCGCAAGGUGGAACGGAGACAUAGAAAAACAGUUGCAAUACACUUUCAACGAAAUCAAUGCCUUGGAAGAGUUUGUGGAUCCGCGAAACUUCCUGAAGAAGCAAGAGAGUCCAAGUGAAACUUUAACCACCGAGUGCAAAUCCCUUCGAGAUGCCGGCAAUAAACAUUACCAGAAGAAGGUGCUUGAUUUGGCACUUCAAGCAUACAGUGAAUCCAUCAUGUCGGCUCCCCUUGAUGACAAAGGCAAAGGCCGUGAUGCGGCUUUGGGGCUUGGGAACCGUUCGGCAGUUUAUUUUGAGUUGAAAGAGUACAACCAAUGUUUGGAUGAUAUAGCUGCUGCUUUCAUCUUUGGAUAUCCCAUAGAGUUGGCCUACAAGCUUUGGGAUCGACAAGGAAAAUGUCUAGAGGCCCAAGGAUUUCUGCGAGAUGCAGCGAAAGCCUUUAAGGCAUGUGAGGAAUCCUUGCCACAAUCAAAUCUCAAGCCUUCGAAACGAGAGGAAUUGGCUGCUAAUAUUAAACUAACGAUGAAUUCACUGGACUUGGACCAAUGCAAAGGAAUUUACGAUCCUAACAUAGUCAAAGACAUCCCUUGCCCUUUCAAAAUUUGGGAGGCUCAUCCAAAAUUUCCCCACUUCUCAGAUUCUCUCAACAUCGUUUUCAAUGAAAGUCAAGGUCGCCAUGUUUUGGCCACUAAGAAUAUCGAGGUUGGCGAACCGGUUGUCAUCGAGGAACCCAUUUCCUUUCAUUUAUCUCCAUUCAAAAUGGCCACAAAUUGCUCUCAUUGCUUCCGAGCUUGCGGCAACUCAGUGCUGCCAAGUCCACUACUAAAAAAAGCCAAAUUCUGCGGAUUCCGAUGUUGGAAACUGGCCAUGAACUCGUAUCACCCAGUAGAAGCCAGAUUUGAUAUCACUGAGGUGUUCUACGGCGAUGAUCCAAACUCCCAGCUAUCAGGAUGUCUUUCUCUUGCCUACAGGGCAAUUUCCCAGAAAAAGUUGGCCUUUUUCUUGGACAAUAAGGAGAAACUUUUUACUACACAUGAUAAGUUAUACGGCACCAACCCUCCGCCGGGGUUUUCUUAUGAGAAAGAUGAACAUUACCGAGGUCUGUUCAAUCUGGUCACUCAUUAUGACCAAAUGCAGAUUAAAGAUCGUGUGACCAUCAUGAUCCGAAGCGUUGUUUUGCUAAAAUGUCUGAAGGCGGGAGGUUAUUUUGGCGGGGAACCUACUACUCAGUUACAAUUAUCACCAGAUGAGCUCUUUAUCGGAAAGCUUCUCUUUCAUUUUCAAUGCGGCAUUCAAUAUAAUCUCCAUACAAUCUAUCAGGUGAAUGGUGUUAUGGAGCCCUCCAAGAGGAUUCCAUUGCAAGAUAUUGGGUCGGGCGUUUACCCAACCACAUUAUUUUUCAACCACUCUUGUGCACCAAACACCAUAAGGGUCAACCAAGGCCCAAGAGUAAUAAUCAUUACCAAAAGCUUUGUAAAGGCCGGCGAGGAAGUGACCGAUUGCUAUGGAAUUCAUCAUAUGUCCAUUCCAAGAGCAGAACGCCAGGAAACUUUGCGUCGAGGUUAUGCAUUCGAAUGUCAAUGCCAGGCUUGUAAAAAGGAUUACCCGUUACUGGCCAGCCUUCCCAACCACUUGACCCCUCAAGUGGCCUUAAAACUUGGAAACACUUUGGGGAAAUACCAAAAGCUUUUCCACGACGGCAAAUAUGGCAAGGCCUUAAACAUUUGCCAGGAGUAUAUUCGUAAAUUGGAACACCUUGGUGUUCCCCUUCCUCAUCGGAAUUAUGAGAUCGCGGUUAUCGCAUUAUGCAGUAGUUUGUGGGCUAUGGCAAAGGACUGUUAAGACAUGACAAGGUUAAAUACUUUAUUAUUGAAACUCAAAAAAUAAUUUGGACACUGGUUUUCUAUGCUCAAUCAUUGGGGGGAGUUUGACAAAUGAUCAUACGCUCAUACUAACCAUUUUUCUUGGAAUAGGUCACUACUUUAUGUAUAGUUUUAGUACAUUCUUGAGUGAUAUGGCGAAAGUAAACUCAAAAGUGGUAAUGAUGAUGAGAUAACAAUUAGAAAUUAGCAACAAAAAGAGCAAGAAAAAGCAGUUCCUACCCACACUACAUAGGCAAAGAAAUUGGAAGCGAUCUCGUGACAAAUCGAAAUUCACCACUGAUGACGAAAUUGUGGAAGAACAUUUGUUAUGUUGUAGCGUUACGUUGUUGUAUAAAAUUUGAAGCUUUUUU
This is a messenger RNA of Tigriopus californicus, 2575 nucleotides long. Its product is annotated as SET and MYND domain-containing protein 4-like. The transcript has 4 exons. The record is from RefSeq and is a predicted model, not a curated record. Bases 145 to 2184 code for a protein of 679 amino acids. Lineage: Eukaryota; Metazoa; Arthropoda; Copepoda; Harpacticoida; Harpacticidae. Gene Ontology annotation, molecular function: protein binding.